UCACCACAGGCAGCUACAAUCAACACCCUCGAGGCUGUGGAGAGGGCUACAGAAACAUUGAGGGGCAUCCAGGGGCAUCAGUAAGGGACUACCCCUCACCCUACGCUGUCACAUGUCAAGAUCACCUUGGGAACGAUCCCAAAAGACACUUAUCAAUACAAGCAACCACAGACCC
Molecule: messenger RNA, 175 nt
Organism: Pelobates cultripes (western spadefoot toad)
Lineage: Eukaryota; Metazoa; Chordata; Amphibia; Anura; Pelobatidae
Source: the annotation of a GenBank genome assembly